Molecule: messenger RNA, 1421 nt
Organism: Parathielavia appendiculata
Lineage: Eukaryota; Fungi; Ascomycota; Sordariomycetes; Sordariales; Chaetomiaceae
Product: GroES-like protein
Exons: 2
Coding region: 326-1333 (335 amino acids)
Cellular component (GO): cytoplasm
Molecular function (GO): alcohol dehydrogenase (NAD+) activity
Source: RefSeq, a predicted model, not a curated record
CAACAAUCGAUCACGGAGAUGGCCAUGCUUGGAGGCACGCACCGAGAAACAACUCGUUUCGAAAGAUGUGGUUUGCUAUUCAGCGGAGAUGAAGCGCAGUUCUGUGAUGGACAGAAGAAGCAUAAAACGCUGGCAAUCGCCGGCGAAAAUUUAGCACUAUCCUCACCACGAUCCAUCAUCCACAGGCAUCUCAAGUCUCAAGUCUCCAGCCCUCCCAGAGCCCAACGUUUCCACUUUUGAGAACACAUUCAUCGAGUUUGACUAAAUCCUGGCCUCGGCUCUUCAUUUCUCAGUACACUUUGCAUGAUACCACAGCAUCGCCAUCAUGCCUGAGUUUACCGUGUUCAAGGGUGCCCAAGAUGGCGUGCCCAAGAAAUCCACCACCAAGAAGCCGGACCAGCUCGUCGGCGAUGAGGUGUAUGUGAGAGUCACAGCAUCUGGCGUCUGCGGAACCGAUCUCCACUACCUGACAAGCGACAUGGUCCUCGGCCACGAAGGCGUCGGCGUCGUGGAGGCCGUCGGGCCCAACACCAAGUAUCUCAAGAAGGGCGACCGCGUGGGCUGGGGCUACGAGACCGACAGUUGCGGCCACUGCAGCGAGUGCGUCCGGGGCGACGAGACCUUCUGCCCGGAGCGCGCCAUGUACGGCUCCGCCCACCCGGACCAGGGUUCCUUCGCCACGGGCGGUGUCUGGCGCGAGGCCUUCCUGCACCCCAUCCCGGACGGCAUUACCGACGAAAACGCGGCGCCCCUCCAAUGCGGCGGCGCCACGGUCUACACGGCGCUCUACGACGCCAAGCCCAACGAGGUAGUCGGAAUCAUGGGCGUGGGCGGGCUGGGCCACCUGGCCAUCCAGUUCGCGCGCAAGAUGGGCUGCCGCGUCGUGGUGCUGUCGGGCACCGACGGCAAGCGGGACCAGGCGCUGGAGUUGGGCGCGCACAAGUUCCUUGCCAUGAAGGGUGCCAACCCGGAGGAGCUCGAGAAGAGUCUGGCGGGGUGGCAGAUGUCGCGGCUGCUGGUCACGACCUCGGCGCAGCCGGCGUGGGACACGCUCCUGUCCCUGCUGGCGCCCAAGGCGCGCAUCUAUCCGCUCUCGGUCGCGUCCGGGAACUUGGUGAUUCCGUACAUGCCGCUCAUCCUCAAGGGGAUUGCCGUGCAGGGGUCGCUUGUUGCCACGAGGACGGUGCACCGCGAGAUGCUGGCCUUUGCUGCGGCGCAUGGGGUCCGGCCUGUGACUCAGACGUUUCCCAUGACGGAGGAGGGCAUCAAGGAGGCGCUGGAUCGGUUGGACCGGGGCAGGAUUCAGUACCGGGCUGUGCUUGUGCCGCAGUGAUUGGAAGGGGUUUUUACAUGCUUUUAUCUGGAGUAUGGGAGGGAGGGUUCUACAGCGGAGUUGGGUGUGAAGGUUUGGAUAUAUUAAC